AUGUCGGCCCUCUUCAACUUUCAGUCACUCUUGCUCGUGAUUCUCCUGCUCAUCUGCACCAGCGCCUACGUGCACAGCUUCUUCCCAGGCAUCAUGGACCGCAACAAGGACGGCGUCACUGGCAUAUUCUGGAAAUGUGCACGGAUAGGGGAACGGUUGAGCCCGUAUAUCAGCAUAUGCUGCCUGCUCAUGGCCGGCUUCAUCUUGAUGCCUUCAAGAGCUUCAUGA
Messenger RNA from Emericellopsis cladophorae, 228 nucleotides. RefSeq lists its product as uncharacterized. Gene Ontology annotation, biological process: protein secretion; intracellular transport. Lineage: Eukaryota; Fungi; Ascomycota; Sordariomycetes; Hypocreales; Bionectriaceae. Bases 1 to 228 code for a protein of 75 amino acids. The transcript has 3 exons. The record is from RefSeq and is a predicted model, not a curated record.